Molecule: messenger RNA, 5085 nt
Organism: Chlamydomonas reinhardtii
Lineage: Eukaryota; Viridiplantae; Chlorophyta; Chlorophyceae; Chlamydomonadales; Chlamydomonadaceae
Exons: 18
Coding region: 610-3081 (823 amino acids)
Source: RefSeq, a predicted model, not a curated record
CUCAAAGCUACGGGCGAGCGGACCAGGCGGUCAACAACAACAGCAGCAGUUGCCGAGCGCCCGACUCCUCGUUUGCGGGCACGGUUGGCCCGACUCAGCAUUCAAGUCAUUGCGCGUUCCACGAGCUUUCGUCAUACACACUGUACUCAAAGUUUCUGGUUGCUAGCGAUACCACUUUCGCGUUUGAAACUAUCAACUGCUUCUGGGCAGACGGGCUGCGCGUGUCAAGUUUCUUUUGCUACUGGCUGUCGCUGCUAAGCUAUUCUCUUUGCGAAUAAAUCAGUUCACUUACAUUUUUCAAAUCGAGCUAGCGCUUUAAGCGAUUCUCCUGCCGCAAGAGCUCGCGAGCCUGGACCGGAGCAGAAGCUGCUCGAGUUGGACUUGUCUAGUUCAAUGGCUUCAAACGCGGGCGCGCUGCAGUAAUACUUUGGACCGGCCGGCAUGAGCAGCGGCGCCCCCCACCAACGCGGCAAGGGCUCAGAGCUGGAUGCAGAGGCAGCCUACAAACCCGGCCGGGGGCCGGGGGGCCCGUUGGCUGGCACGCCACGCCCCCGCUUCUCCUCGCUCGGCCUUAGCUCAACCGUCCGAAGGAGCCUGCUGCUCGCUACUAUGCUGCUAAUCGGCUAUUCCAUAGGAGCCCUCAAUCACCGCUGCUCUCUGGCAUCAUCGGGCAGCUCGGGGGCGUCGUUCGUGCAGCAGAUGGCGGCGGUGCUCGCAGGCAGCGGCUCGACCGGCAGCGGCGGGGGCGUGGGCGUGGGCGGGGCCGAUGGCGGCGGCAGUAGCAGCCGGGCGUGGGGCAACGCGGGCGCAGGCGGCGCGGCAGGCAGUGCCAUGGGGGACUACGCGCCGGUGAACAAGACACUGCGCUUCCCCGUGUGCAACGGCUUCGCCAACCAGCGUCUUUCCAUCCUGUACGGCGUCGUACUGGCCAAGCGGUUGGGUCGGGCUGCCGUACUGCCCGUACUGGUGGACAACGGGCUGCAGCGGGGGGACGCGGCGGUGCUGGCAACCGCCAACAACCAGAUCCCCUUUGAGGAGAUGUACGACCUGCCGCACUUCAUCGCCUCCAUGGCGGGCGUGGGCGUACGGCUGCUGCGGCCCGCCGAGGCGCCGCCCGCCAACACCGUGCUGCGGCUGGCUGGGCUGGCGCGCGGGCAGCAGGGCGGCGUGAGUGAGGCGCUGGCAACCACCUAUGCCUCCAUUCGGCACAUCGCCAUCGACUGCCCUCUGUUCAAGCUGGGGGCGGAGGAGAUGCAGCCCGGCUUCGAGCCGCUGGUGUGGGCGGCGCUCAACGGACUGAGGCCCAGCAAGGAGGCCGCGGCCCUGGUUGAGGAGAUCAGCCGGGCCAUCAGCAGCAAGGCCGCAGCCCUGUCCCGAGCCACUGGCGGCAGUAGCAGUAGCAGCAGCGGCAGCACUGGCGGUGCCAGCAGCGGCACCGCGGCAGCGGCGGCUGCGGCCGCCGCCGCCGCCGCGGACGCCAACCUUUUGGCGGUUGCGGGCGCAACCACCACCGUCGCUGGCGGCGGCAUUAUCAAUGGUGGCGGCGGCGGGCGUUCGUCGAUUCGCGUGGCUCGGUCUCGUGGGCUGCAGGCGGCGUCGGACUGGGCAACGGCGGCGUACGGCCCCGCGCGGCCCUUCAACUUUAUCCACUUGCGCAUCGAGAACGAUUGGAUCGAGCACUGCAGGCGCUGGGAGGGCAUCCGCGACGGCAUCGUCCGCGACAACUGCUACCGCCACACGGAGGAGGUGCACGAGCAGUUGGCGCUGUUCGGCUUCAGCAACAGCACACCGCUCUACGUGGGCAGCUACUGGGACGACGUGGAGCCGGCGCGGCGGGAGCAGGCUCUGGCGAAGCUACGGGCCGCCGGCUACACCCUGGUCACCAGCGCUGACGUGUUCCCGGCGGCAGUAGCAGCAGCGGGGGCCGGCGGCAGUAGCAGCAGCAGUAGCAGCGGGACCGCUGCUACUGCCAUUGCCAACGCGCUGGAGGGUCGGGGCCGCGAGUACCGGGCCAUGAUUGAGUACUUUGUGGGGCUGAGGGCGCAGCGCUUCAUCGGCAACAGCGUGUCCACCUUCGCCGCCCUCGCCAUGUUGGAGCGGCGGCGGGCGGGCAGGUGGGCGGCCUACUACAACGGCGGCAACAUCCCGCUGGCCUCGGUGCUGCCGCUGCUGCACCGCCUGCCCUGGGUGUUCACCUACAACAGCUGGUCGGGGCAGUACGACUACCUGCUCAAGGGCGCAGUGCGCUCCGCUCUGGCCACCCGCUCCUUCACGCCCUACUGUAUCUUCAUGGGCAACGAGUCCUCCGCCAUCCACUCCUGGCUGGUGGCGCACAACGUCACAGUCAUCGCGCACGAGCCGGCAUGGAGGGAGCAGCUGCUGGCGCUGGCGGGCAGGAAGGCGCAGAACAACGUGGCCCACAGCCACCUGUACAAGACGCCCGACUCGUUGGUGUCCACCUUCCAGCGUGUGGACCUGCCGGUGGUGCCGGUGCUGGACCAGUACACCUAUGUGCUGUACACGGACGCCGACGUGUUCUUCAGGAGGCCCAUACGCCUGGACGAUUUCGGCCUGCCGCUGCCCAACUCGGUGUCCAUGAGUUACGAAAUGGACCCGAUGUUUCCAUACAACGCGGGCGUCAUCGUGGCCAACCUGCCGGUCAUGCGCCGCCACUACGCCGCCUUCAUCGCCAUGAUGCUGGACCCUCGCGCCUCCGAGGGGCUCUACUACCACGGCUACGGGCCCGCGGACCAGGGCAUCAUCAACAAGUUCUACGAGUCCGACCUGCGCGGCCGUAUGCUGAACCAGCUGUUCAACGCCAAGCCCUACUCCACCUUUGACCCCUCCGCCUACCUGCUGCACUUCCACGGCCCCAAGCCGCACGAGUACGCCGCCUACCUAAACACCGGGCAGUGCGAGUUCAAGGGGCUGUGCGAGAAGGCGUUCGCCAUGUCGCUGUGUCGCUACACGCGCGAGUGGGCUCGCUGGGUGCCCGAGGAGCCCGUGGCGCUGAGGCUGGGGGACGCGUGUGGGCUGCUGGACAACCCGGCGUUCCAGCGGUUGAGAGGCACCACCAGCUAGAUGCCUCACUGGCUGCCUGGCCGCCAGCUAGUCCACUGCCUGAAUGGCGAGACUGCCUAGCUGCUGCGGCGCUGUGAAUGCGGCGUCGCAAGGAGGGUAUACGUGUUGGCUGCUGGCUCGAUAGCCCGGAAGAUGGAGGAUGUAGAUGCCAGCCCAAACUUAACCGAACCCAAUGCACGGGGGAUGGAGGAGGAUUUGGAAAGCCUGCGGCUGCCAGCUACGUAUGCAGCCUAGCAGGGCGCCAGCGCCAGCUGGCAGACCCCCGUAUCCCUGGUGGUACUGCUCAGGGGAUUUGUAGGAGUUAUGUGGCUUGACAAGGAGAGCUGUGGCCGAGUGUGACCAGUACUGGCGUGACUCUGGGAGGAUGGGUUGAACGGCCUGCGGCAGCCGUAGAUGAUAGGCCCCGGACACAGUACUGCGGGAUUGCAUUGUUAUCAUGUGGCUUUUUAGCUAGGGCUAACGUGACCGAACUUAAUCAUCUUCGUUGGUUGAGAGAGCGCCGCUGGGCCCCGCGUGUCAGACUUGCGCUGUGCGGUGCAUAUGUGGCCCUGCGAAGCCAUUUUUGUCUGGUGUUUUAGUUUAUUGCCUGGAUGAGUUCGGGGAGCAAUCGAAGGUUUCAAUGUGUGACAAUUAAGCACUGAUGACACGGAACUUUAGCUAGCUAGACACUGCAAUUAGCAUGACAGCUAGGUGUGAGCACACGGCAUGUGGGCUUGUGGUCCUGUCAAGUGGCGAUGGGAGCUAGACGGAAAGCUGUAGGUGCGUGCUUCUAGGGUUUAGGCCAGUGGCGGUUCUCAACUGCUUCAGGCUGCAUUACGGUAUUACCUGUUACUCAUUUGGCUGUUUUUGACCUCGUGGCAUUGACGAAACUGCACAUAUGGACAUGACAUUUGUGCGCGGGUGUGCUUUGCACGGUGGGCUGUGAAAGCUGCGUGUGUGUUACGCAUUGUGCCAGUAGGUUGCAGGACGGCUGGUGCAUUGAAGAUUGUCAUUAACCGAUGUGAUUGUGUGUGUGUGUGUGUGUGUGUGUGUGUGUGUGUGUGUGUUCUCUAGGCCUGGACCCAGUAACUCAGCUGGAUCAGCUGAAGGCAGCGUAUGGUUACAAGACACUGGCGUGGCCGCGUGUGCUAGAUGAGCGGACGGCGUAUGUGCUGAAUAGUGUGUUUCAUGAAAGCAGCCAAAGCGAUGUCGUACGCACACAUGGCAAACAUACACACACACACACACACACACACACACACACACACACACACACACACACACACACACACACACACACACGCGGCACACACGUGAUGGCCAGGUAAGGUAGGAAGGUAUUUUGGGUCGGGCCGCCAGCAGUGGCCGUUAGCACCUUUACAAUUACGCGUGCCCGCGAUACCGGCGGCAUGUAGGCUAGGAGGAUGCGCUUCUGGCAAGAUGGUUAUUUGACGAGUGUGCACGCACUCCUGUAGGACCGCUUAUGGAAUGCAGUUUACGGUAGGAGUAUUGGUGGUUACCCCAAGAGUGGGCUUUUCGAUUGUAUGGCGGCUUGACCACAUGGCUGGGAGAUUCACGCCUGCACCGAGUCUAGCGUGAGCGAGAGAGCUGAUUCCUUGAGUGUUCGUUCCCGUGAGUAUUGCGAGCGACACGAAGCGCUGGCGCUGAACUGGCUCAAUUGACUCGAAAUUCAGAGCGCGCGGUGUUUUGAAGCUGUGUUGUCUGCCGUCGGCCCAGUGCUCAGCACGUUAGCCUGCCUGCCGUGUUUGCCGCACGCCGGCGGCUGGUUUGGAGCAGGGGAGGGUUUGGAGAUAACGGAGCAAACUCUUGAGCAAACUUCAGUGGGCUCAGCCGGUACAUCCAGAACUCAGAAGCUGUACCGUGACUGGGCUGAGUCCAUAAUGGCUGACUGUUCUACCUGCUUGGCUUGCACUCCUGCCUGUUGGCUUGAAUCCGUCACAGCCGUCCGCCAGGACAUGCGUGCAUAGGUCACGGCCGCACGGGAUGCGUGUUCGAAUGCUCUGG